UUUAUACAGGGAUAUAGAAGCUAAAAGCAUAGAGAAAGAAGAUCCUUCAAGGUUUAAUAUACAAGUUAUUAAAUUAUUGAAUGAGUACAAGAUGGAUAAAAAACUAAAUAAUACUAUGGAUCUAUCGGAAAAGGAAUUAUAUGAGUUACAGAAGAGGAUUGAAGAUAUAACUAUUAAUUUCGAUGAAUAUAGUAUAUUUAAUGAGACUCCAAACUUAAUAAAACUAUUAGUAGGAAAGGAUCUUAUAAGCGCUAAAUCUUAUUUAUAUAAAUACCUACCUAAAGAUAUUUAUAAUAGUACUAUAGAUCAGUUUGGUCAAUAUACGCUGGAGGCUAUCAUUAUAUAUGUCCUAGGGUUGUUGUACAACAGUAUUCAAGAGUCCUCGGUUGUGAGGGUAUCUACAUUGGUGGACCGGCUAGAUAGCACUGUUCGAACACAGGCUAAUAUAAUCAAUAAUAAAAACAUGGUUAGUAGUACAGCAACAAGUAGUCGAGUUGAUAGUAGUAAGGAAGGUUAUAUCAAGCAUAAAAAAAGUACAAAAUAUGAAAUAGGUAAAAGAUUGCUCGAGUUCAUGAUUGAUAGAAAGUUGCUCCAUAUUGAGACCUUUGCAGCUGAUGAUAAGAAAGCAGUAGUGAAAAAGAAAGGAAAGGGUUAUUUAGAAUCCAAUUUAUUCGCUGUAUGUAAUUUUGACUUAAGUCUUAUCCCGUUGAAACUCAAUCUUCCAAUGGUUUGCAAGCCAUUAAAUUGGGAACACAUAUCGGAAAAACAAUUCCUUUUUGACUUUGAGAUAAGGAAGCCUUUUGUGUUAUCGGAUAUGAUAGGCGGUUACUUAAGCUGUCCUACCUUAGAUAUAUAUAAUAGUUUUCGUCUUAAUUCUUCCUUAAAUAAUAGGUUUAGUCUUAUAUCAUCCCGUAACCUAAGCAAUUUCAAUAUUGAAUUAGAAGAUGAUAGGUAUAAGGAAAUGUGCAACAUAUUGAAUGGGCUUCAGAAACAAGGAUUUAAGAUAAAUAAUAAAAUAUUGGAGUUCAUUAAGAAUAAUCGUGCUACUUUAGAAAAAGUAGGUCUUCUUAUGCCUGGAAUACUAGCACACGUGAAUCUGAAAGAUGCCUACGAUCUUCUGAGGAUCAAAUAUUACCUGAAUAAGGAUAUAAAGAAAGUUUGUAGCCUUAGUGUUCUCUUAAAGGAAUUAGCUAAUAGGGUGCAGACUGCUAGGUAUCAAGAUUUAAUAAUCAGGCUAGCGUCCGCAUACGAGGAUUAUGUCUUUUAUCUGCCUGCCUUUAUGGACUUCCGUGGUAGAAUCUACCGCUCAGGUAUCUUGCAUUUUCAUGAGCGUGAUUUAGCUAGAAGUUUAAUAGUAUUUGCCAAUAAUCAUCAAGAAGGAAGCAACCAGUCGGCUAAGGACAUAGUAGCCUCUUCAGCUGCCUUUAAGUAUAAGAAAUUCUAUCUUUAUGAUGAUGCUCUUCAAUGGUAUAAGGAAAAACAGAGUUUGAUCUAUGCUUCUGAUGAGAGUUUAAUAAGCUUCGCAAAGGGUGCUAGUGAUCCAUUUCAGUUCAUAGCCAAGGUCCUGUGUUACGAUAGAGUUCAAGAAUAUAAUAGGAUACCAAUAACUCAAGAUGCUGCUGCCAGUGCUUAUCAGAUCAUGAGUUAUUUAUUGCUUAACGAAGAAAUGGCUAGGAGAACGAAUCUUAUUCCCCACCCUGAUGGGAAAAUACAAGAUGUAUACAUGUACUUGCUCUAUGAUUUUAAGGAAUUUUUGCAUCAUCGAAUAAAUGAUAAGUUACAGAUGGAAAUCAUUGAAUCUAAGUUAGAUAGAAAGCUCAUCAAAAGUCUAUUCAUGCCAUUGAUCUAUGGGAAGACAUUGAUCAGCAUGGAAAAGGAUAUUAGGCUAAAAUAUGGUGAAUUGCUUAGUCGAAAGGAUAGCUAUAACCUCGCUAAACUUAGCAAUGAAUUUUGGAUCCAUAAAUAUCCAGAUAUAGUCAAUUUUAUGAAGUUGAUUACCAUCAUUAGUUGGUUUUGUUCAGUAAUGGAUAGAGCGGUUGUCUAUAGUAUACCAUAUUUCACUACAAAACAGGAUUAUAUGUCUUUCGUAAAAGAAGAGAUAAUGGUUUAUGAAAGGACUAGCAAAAAGAGACGACGGGUUACUCUAAGUGUACCUACUAUGAAGAGGGAUAAGCGAAAGACUCAAUCCUCAGCAUGCGCUAACUUUAUUCAUCAGAAGGAUGCAUACAUUGCCAUGAAAGUAGUAGAAUCAUUAUUGAGAGAAGGAGCCCCUAUAUAUACCGUACAUGAUAAUUUUAUAACUACUCUGCCUUACGUAAGAAUUGUACCUGAUAUAUAUACCAAGGUCUUUAUUAAUAUGGGUCCUCCACUUAAAAUUAUUAAUGAAUUUAUUAGGAUAAAUCUGAUUAAAUCAUACACUCGAGAUAUUAAUAACUCAUCACCCUUAUACUAUAACCAUAAUUAUCCUAUGCCAUCUGAUUAUCUUACUGAGAUAUUGAAUUCACUUUUACCCGAUAAUUCACCAACUAAAGAUAAAAUGAAAUGGAAAAAAAAGGUAUCAGACUUUGUUCAGUAUUACAACAACUAUGUAGAUGCUGUAUGCAGUAAUCAAGUGAUUGAUUCAGAGGAUCUUUCUCCUUUCCUUAUUCAAGAGAAGUGGAAUAAAUUUAAGAAACUUCUAGAGAACAGAAGUCAUAAUUACAGCGUGCAUUACUAA
Punica granatum (pomegranate) is the source of this 2716-nucleotide messenger RNA. The record is from RefSeq and is a predicted model, not a curated record. Lineage: Eukaryota; Viridiplantae; Streptophyta; Magnoliopsida; Myrtales; Lythraceae.